Messenger RNA from Tripterygium wilfordii, 2492 nucleotides. RefSeq names its product CTP synthase-like. The transcript has 22 exons. Gene Ontology annotation, biological process: CTP biosynthetic process; pyrimidine nucleobase biosynthetic process. The record is from RefSeq and is a predicted model, not a curated record. Gene Ontology annotation, molecular function: identical protein binding; CTP synthase activity. NCBI's taxonomy places the organism in Eukaryota, Viridiplantae, Streptophyta, Magnoliopsida, Celastrales, Celastraceae. The coding region runs from base 250 to 2142 and encodes 630 amino acids.
UCAUUAGGUUAACUGAUUGAUACAAACACUUUUCCUCUGUUUUCUUUCUCUGCGUCCACAUUAUUCACCAUUGUUUCUCUAUGUUCUUGCGUAGUUUCAUUUGUCUUGUCUGAAAAUCAAAGAAAGCAUCCUUGCUCUUCCUCUAUAUCUUAGCAAACAAAACACCCACUUGUUCAUUUCACUUCAUUCUACUUCCUUGUUUGUUUGACAACCGCAAUAUCAAGUGCCAUCACAACAGGAGACGGAAGAAUGAAGAAAAUGAGGGACGAAAGAAUGAAGAAAAUGAAGUAUGUGUUGGUGACAGGAGGAGUUGUGAGUGGACUGGGUAAAGGAGUGACUGCUAGUAGUAUUGGUGUGCUUCUUAAGGCUUGUGGUCUUCGUGUCACCUCCAUGAAAAUAGAUCCUUAUUUGAACACUGAUGCUGGAACCAUGUCCCCUUUCGAGCACGGUGAAGUGUUCGUCUUAGAUGAUGGUGGCGAGGUGGACCUGGAUCUUGGAAACUAUGAGAGGUUCAUGGAUAUCAAGCUGACCCGUGACAACAACAUCACCACUGGAAAGAUUUACCAGUCUGUUAUUGACAAGGAGAGAAGAGGAGAUUAUUUGGGAAAAACUGUGCAGGUUGUCCCUCACAUCACUGACGCAAUUCAAGACUGGAUAGAGAGAGUAGCGCAGGUACCGGUGGACGGAAAGUCAGGUCCAGCUGAUGUGUGUAUUAUUGAACUGGGAGGGACAAUAGGUGAUUUUUCUUUGGAUGCAGGAGACAUUGAAUCCAUGCCAUUCAUUGAGGCUCUAAGUCAAUUCUCAUGCCGUGUUGGGAGUGGUAACUUUUGCUUGAUCCAUGUCAGUCUUGUUCCUGUUUUGAAUGUUGUUGGUGAACAGAAAACAAAACCAACACAACACAGUGUCCGGGGACUGAGAGGAUUGGGUUUGACACCAGAUAUUUUAGCUUGUCGCAGCACAACGGUACUUGAUGAGACUGUGAAGGAGAAGCUCUCUCAGUUUUGUCAUGUUCCGGUAGAAAACGUUGUCACUCUUUAUGAUGUUCCAAAUAUCUGGCACAUACCUUUGCUUUUAAGAGAUCAGAAAGCUCAUGAAUCAAUCUUGACAAAGUUGAACCUUUUAAGUGUGGCUCAGGAGCCUAAUUUAGAUGAAUGGACUUCAAGGGCUGAAAUCUGUGACAUGUUAUCAGAUCAGCCAGUUCGAAUUGCCUUGGUUGGAAAGUAUACAGGCCUUCCAGAUGCCUAUCUUUCUAUAGUGAAGGCUCUUUUGCAUGCUGCUGUAGCUCGGCGCAAGAAACUUAUUGUGGAUUGGGUUCCGGCAACUGACCUUGAAGAUACAACUGCAAAAGAGAAUCCGGAUGCUUAUAAGACUGCAUGGAACACUUUGAAGGGUGCGGAUGGCAUUCUUGUUCCUGGAGGGUUUGGUGACAGAGGUGUGCAAGGGAAAAUUCUUGCAGCAAAGUACGCUCGAGAAAACAGAAUUCCAUACCUCGGGAUUUGUCUGGGAAUGCAGAUCGCUGUGAUCGAGAUUGCACGAUCAGUCCUUGGCCUGCGUGAUGCAAACAGCACUGAAUUUGAUCCUGACACCAAGAAUCCUUGUUGCAUAUUCAUGCCUGAGGGCUCAAAAACCCAUAUGGGGGGCACAAUGCGACUGGGAUCAAGGAGGACAUAUUUCCAAGUCAAGGAUUGCAUAGCUUCAAAAUUAUAUGGUAACAGAAGCUUCAUCAAUGAGAGGCACCGGCAUAGAUAUGAAGUAAAUCCCGAUAUGGUAGCGCGACUUGAACAUGCUGGGCUUUCUUUCACUGGCAAGGAUGAAACCGGACAGCGUAUGGAGAUUGUGGAGCUACUUAAUCAUCCCUACUUCCUUGGAGUUCAAUUCCAUCCUGAAUAUAAAUCAAGACCAGGAAAACCUUCUGCUUUAUUCCUAGGGCUUAUAGCAGCAGCAUGUGGAGAAUUAGAAUCUCUCUUACAAGUAUGUCACAUCAAAGAGAACGGGACGAUCCCAAUGAAGGUUCAACAUGUUUACCAAAAUGGAUAUGAUACUAAGCUGGCAGCCAUGUCAUCAUCAGAGUGUGGUCAAAUAUAUAGCAGCUGCAACUGCUACCACAAUGGCAAUGGCAACGGCAACGGUGUGCUCCUUUGAGGGUUGUUGCUUAAUGAAUAAGGUGUUGUUAUAAGUGGUAAUGGUUCUGCUAGGGCGGCUUAGGGUUUUUUUCUGGUAUUUUAGGAGCAAAGUUUGCUGUGUAUAGCCAAUUUGGAAAAUGGAGUAGCUGCAGAGUUGAUAGAAAGAGAGCUGGAUCCCCAGUCUUUUUUAAAGGGGAUAGCUUGUUCUGCUCAUAGUUGUAUUUUACAGUUCCAAAUCUUUCUUGGGCUAGGGCUGUGUGCUUUUACAGUUUGUAUUGUCUUCCCAAACUCUAUUUUAUUUGAAUGGACGUUUUGAAGAGGUUGUAAAACAUAUUAUGAAAACUAAAACAUAUAUACUCUUGAAGCAAA